AUGGCCACAGAACCAGUACCAAUUAGCGGCCUCGCUCGACGUCUCGUCGACCAAGGCCUGAUAGAGGCUGAAAUAGCCUUAAAAGCCACCGAUGACGCCCGCAAGGCCGCUAUACCUCUGGUCAGCUACCUUGUACAGAAUGGUUUAGUCGAGGCGAAAGCCAUUGCCGCAAGUGCCGCCGAAGAAUUUGGCGUCCCGCUGAUGGACCUGUCCGUUUUUGACAUCGACAGUGUCCCGAAAGACCUGGUUAAAGAACAGCUGAUCAAACAACACAACGCACUACCCCUGGUGCGACGCGGUGUCCGCUUAUUUGUCGCGGUAUCUGAUCCAACCAAUCUUCAGGCUCUGGAUGAAAUUAAAUUCCAGACCGGUGUGAAUACAGAACCGGUGCUGGUUGAAGAAGACAAACUUGCCGCCUUAAUUGAUCGUUUUCUUAACGCCCAGGAAGACAGUGGUCUGGGCGACCUGGAUGGAGACGACCUCGAAGACCUCGACAUGGAUUCGUUCGAGGAUAAUGAUAAGGGCGAAGACGACGAUGUAGGUUCAGGCACCGACGACACCCCUAUCGUCAGGUUUGUUAACAAAAUGUUGCUUGAUGCCAUCAAAACCGGUGCGUCUGACAUCCACUUUGAACCCUAUGAGAAGUCUUAUCGAGUUCGCUUCCGCACAGAUGGCGUUCUGCACGUAGUCACGACACCGCCCUCUAAUCUAGGACAGCGCCUUGCCGCCCGCCUGAAAGUGAUGUCCGAAAUGGAUAUUUCCGAACGUCGUGUACCCCAGGACGGCCGUAUAAAGAUGAAGCUGUCAAAAACCCGGGCGAUUGAUUUUCGCGUCAACACCCUGCCAACCCUGUGGGGAGAGAAGGUGGUCCUGCGGAUACUUGACCCUUCCAGCGCCAAAAUGGGUAUUGAAGCACUGGGUUUCGAACCCCUCCAGCAAGAGCUGUUUCUCGAUGCACUGCAUAAACCACAGGGCAUGGUACUCGUCACAGGCCCGACCGGUAGCGGCAAAACCGUCUCGCUUUAUACGGGUUUGAACAUCCUCAACACACACGAACGCAAUAUUGCUACAGCGGAAGACCCGGUGGAAAUCAACCUCGAAGGUAUCAACCAGGUCAACGUCAACCAUCGUGUCGGGCUCGAUUUUUCCUCGGCGCUGCGCUCUUUCCUGCGCCAGGAUCCAGAUAUUGUGAUGGUGGGCGAGAUACGCGACCUGGAAACCGCUGAGAUUGCGAUUAAGGCCGCACAAACAGGCCACAUGGUGUUGUCCACACUACAUACAAAUUCAGCCCCUGAGACACUGACUCGCUUACGCAACAUGGGCGUGCCUGCUUUUAACCUGGCAACAUCUGUCAGCCUGAUUAUUGCGCAGCGGCUAGCACGACGCUUAUGCCCUGAAUGCAAGAACCCAUUGGACGUACCCAAAGAGGUACUCGAAGAGGAAGGCUUCACUGAAGAAGACAUUGCCAGCGGAUUCCAGGUGUAUGAAGCCAGUGGUACAGGCUGUGACAAAUGUAACGGUGGUUUCAAGGGCCGUGUCGGAAUAUAUGAAGUAGUUAAAAUAACUCCGGAGCUGUCUCGUAUUAUCAUGGAAGACGGAAACAGCAUAGAUCUUGCCGAGCAGGCCAACCGACACGGCUUUAAUGACCUGCGACGAUCGGGUCUGGAGAAGGUGAUGCAAGGCGUCACGAGCUUGGCAGAGGCAAACCGGGUCACGACCGGUAUCAGUUUUGGUGGCGGCGCUGGGGUUAAACCCGCUGACGUCGCUCUUUUUACCCGUCAGAUGGCGACUAUGAUGCGCGCGGGGGUACCCCUCGUGCAGGCUUUCGAUAUUGUUGCAGAUGGCGUGGAUAAACCCAAACUAGCAGCACUCAUUCGCGAAGUCCGCAAUGACGUAGCUGGCGGUAACUCUUUUGCUGCGUCUAUCCGACGUCACCCCGACCAAUUUGACGACCUUUUCUGCAACCUUGUAGAUGCAGGUGAGCAGUCAGGUGCACUUGAAACCAUGCUUGACCGUAUUGCUACCUACAAAGAAAAAACAGAAUCCCUGAAAGCUAAAGUUCGCAAAGCAAUGACCUACCCUAUCGCGGUAUUAGUUGUUGCGGUAAUCGUAUCCGGCAUCCUGCUCAUUAAAGUAGUGCCUCAAUUCGAGCAGGUGUUUGAUGGCUUCGGUGCAGAACUUCCCGCCUUUACACAAAUGGUCAUUGGGUUUUCUGAAUUUGCACAAAGUUACUGGUACAUGAUUCUGUUUGGCAUUAUCGCGGCAGGUUUACUGUUCAGCGAAGCACGCAAACGUUCAAAAAGCUUCAGCAACGCAUUAGACCGCUUGAGUCUCAAGUUGCCCAUUGCAGGCGAUAUCAUUGAAAAGUCAUCUAUUGCACGUUACGCAAGAACACUGUCGACAACCUUCGCAGCAGGUGUGCCGCUGGUCGAAGCGCUCAACUCUGUGGCCGGAUCUACGGGUAACAACGUUUACGUAGAAGCGGUUUAUAAGGUUCGCGACGAUGUCUCCACAGGACAGCAGCUCAAUUUCUCCAUGCGUAACACCGGCGUUUUUCCCAACAUGGUUAUACAGAUGGUCGCCAUUGGUGAAGAAGCAGGCGCUUUGGACGACAUGCUGGACAAAUCGGCUACCUAUUACGAAGAGCAGGUCGACAAUGCAGUCGACAACCUCACCAGCCUGAUGGAACCGAUGAUCAUGUCGGUACUUGGCGUGCUGGUUGGUGGCGUGUCUCUUGAACUCCUGACCACCUACGGCUGGACCGGUGCUGCGCUAUUCAUCUGGGUAGCGCUGAGUAUCGGCAGCUUCCUUAAUGUGGUUAUUUACCGCCUGCCUGUCAUGCUGAACCGCGAAUGGGAAGCCCAGGCCAGAGAGAUCCUGGACAUGGAGCCGCCGGAAGAGACCUCAUCAGAACCCUUCAAUUUGAUGGUGCCCCGAUCACGCUGCCCCAAUUGCCAGCAUCAGAUCACGGCAAUGGAAAACAUCCCGGUAUUAAGCUGGCUGUUCUUAGGCCGGCGAUGUUCCAGCUGUAAAAACCCAAUCCCAUGGCGCUAUCCGGGUAUCGAAUUGCUCACGGCUAUAGCUUCGGUUGCUGUCAUUUCAACAUUUGGGUUCACCUGGCUGGGUCUGUUUACCUGCCUGUUCACCUGGAUGAUGAUAGCCCUCACGUUCAUCGACUAUGACACCAAAUUACUGCCAGACCAGAUUACCUACCCUUUACUGUGGCUAGGUCUGAUUUUGAACACUUUUUUUAUCGGCAUUGUCAGUCCGCAGGAUGCAAUUGUCGGGGCCAUCGCGGGCUAUCUAUCACUGUGGUUGAUCUACUGGGGAUUCAAACUUGCUACCGGCAAAGAAGGUAUGGGCUACGGCGAUUUCAAACUUUUUGGGGCUUUUGGCGCCUGGCUUGGUUGGCAGGCUCUGCCCAGUAUUAUUCUGAUAUCUGCAACCGUCGGUUUGUUGUAUGCGUUAAUGCAGAUUGUGCUUUCGAAACAGACCGCAGCCCAACCGAUCCCGUUUGGACCUUUUCUGGCAACUGCCGGUUGGGUCACCCUCAUCUUUCGUGAUACCGUGCUGGCCGUUUUUCUGCCGUAA
Molecule: messenger RNA, 3591 nt
Organism: Symbiodinium necroappetens
Lineage: Eukaryota; Dinophyceae; Suessiales; Symbiodiniaceae
Source: the annotation of a GenBank genome assembly